Molecule: messenger RNA, 1722 nt
Organism: Drepanopeziza brunnea f. sp. 'multigermtubi' MB_m1
Lineage: Eukaryota; Fungi; Ascomycota; Leotiomycetes; Helotiales; Drepanopezizaceae
Source: RefSeq, a predicted model, not a curated record
AUGAAGUUCCUCGGCACAACACUGUUUGAGAAGGACCUCUCCGUCAACGACUUUGCCGACGUGCUGGUCCCUCUCGCACAGGCGAGUCGGCAUCCGACGGUCGUGGCCGAGUAUGCGCGGCGGCGCUCGGCUGAGGGGCGCAGGAGUCCCCGUCUAGGUUCAGGUUUGGAUCCGGGUGGGGAGAAGAAGAUCAGUGACGGUGAUGCAGAUGCAGCUACAGCUGUGGACCGUGAGGAUGGGAUGUUGCGGACCACGAGUGACGAGUAUAGCCCUUAUACCAUUGAAGGCUUGAAGGCAGAGGUGAGGGAGGAUUUGAGUGCCGGGGGCCAUGAUACUGCUUAUGACUUGAAAAGUAAGGUCAUCAAUAAGGCUAUUCAGGAUAUUGGCAUGGGGAGUCUUUGGCUACAGGGUAUUGCUCUCACGCUGCCUUCUCUGCAGGCUGAAUUCGGUGUUGCCGAAACGACGGUUAGGUACACGACCAUGUCGCUGUUUAUCGGUCUUUGUAUCGGAGCCAGCUUCUGGGGUAUCGGAUCUGACAUUAUGGGUCGGCGAAUUGCGUUUAACAUGACGCUGUUGCUGGCCGGUGUGUUUGGUAUUGCAUCUGGAGCCGCACCUACGUGGAUUGGAGCCUGUGGUCUAUUCGCUGCUCUUGGAGUCGGAGUCGGAGGCAAUCUCCCAGUAGAUGGUGCCUUGUUCUUGGAGUUUCUCCCCAACGCCUCAGGAGGUCUUCUCACACUGCUCAGUGUCUGGUGGCCCGUUGGACAGCUUGUCGCUUCUCUCAUCGGAUGGGCUUUCCUGGGCGGCAAAUACGCCGAAGACAAGGGAUGGAGAUACUUUGUCUACACGAUGGGUACGAUGACUUUCGUCAUGUUCCUGGCUCGCUUCCUCCUCUUUCAUCUGUACGAGUCGCCCAAGUUCCUACUCUCCAGAGGCCGUCAAGCCGAGGCCGUUGCUGUGGUUCACGGGAUGGCAAAGAAGAACAGAACGACGACCUGGCUCACCGAGGAAAUUCUGAACGAGAUCGGAGGUGAUCCUGCCGUUGCAGCUGAUGCAACUCUUACCACCAAGCAGAUCAUAAUGCGAAAGCUGUCCUCUUUCUCAACAGAGCGAAUCGGCCCUCUCUUUGCAAACAGGAAACUGGGCAUGACGACCGCGCUUGUCUGGUUCUCCUGGCUCGCUAUCGGAAUGGGCUACCCGUUAUUUAACGCUUUUCUGCCACAGUAUCUCGCGCGUGGGACGGAUUCCAGUGGAGUAACUAUCGGCGUCAAUGAGACUUACCGGAACUACGCCAUUACCUCUGUCGUCGGUGUUCCUGGCUCGAUUAUCGCUUGCUGGACUGUUGACAUCAAGUACAUCGGCCGAAAGGGUACCAUGGCCAUCUCCACGAUGCUAUCCGGGAUCUUCUUGUUCCUAUUCACGCUCAAGUCGGAUUCGGACUAUCAGCUUAUUUUCUCGUCGCUGGAGGCCUUCUUUCAGAAUAUCAUGUAUGGUGUACUCUACGCCUAUACACCUGAGGUAUUUCCCGCUCCAAACAGAGGCACCGGCACGGGGAUCGCCAGCAUGCUGAAUCGCAUCGCGGGGCUCUGCGCACCGAUCAUCGCAGCCAAUAUCCCGGAUGCAGACCCAAGUGCCCCCGUCUUCGUCAGUGGUGGUUUGUUCUUAGCUGCUUUCGUUGCCAUGAUCUUGUUGCCUAUCGAGACGAGGGGAAAGCAGAUGCUAUAA